AUGUUUAUUUUUAUUUUCUUAAUCAUUAAUGUUUAAUCUUACAGAAUCAGAUAAAUACAAAAUGAAUCACUUUAAUUUCAGAUUCCUACUGAAAGAGAGACAAAAUUGCUUGCUCUCUAUUAAGCUAAAGAUGCAAAACUGAUUGUAAAUGAAACGAUGCCAUUUUGUUAAUUGAAGGAAAUAAACCUAAUUUUUGAAACUAAAACAUAGCACUUUGAGAAUAUCGUAACUAUGGUACACAUUAGAGAUGGAGUGAUAUUCAUCACCUCAGAUUAUUUGUUAUAUUUGAUGAAAUUCAACUAUUAGAACUUCAAUGGUGAGUUUGCUAAAUUAGCUUGGAAAGCAGAUUUCAAAGAAUUAGGCUUAGAUACAUUGGCUGAAAUGCCUUAAUUACUGUAUUGUAGCACAAGUAAUUUGGGAAUACUCUUCCAAACAAGAGGAGCAAUCUUGUUUAGUGUUUAAUAAAUGGAAUAAAAGGCAUAAAAACUGUAAAUAAGAGAUUUAAUUGAAAUAAAACAAAGAAAGGAGAGAGGUGUCACAAAAGAAUAUGAGAAUUAUAUAUUCUCAUGUGUAGGUCAGGAUGGUUUAGAUCUUUAUAAAAUAAUUGGAAAUGAAUUACAUUUUAUUGAUUAGAUAUCAAAUACAAGAUUCAAAGAUUUAGCAAUCUUGAAAAUAGAUAAUACUAUUUAUCUAGUUCUAUUAGAUGAGCAACAGUAGAGUAUCUCUGUAUAUCAAAUGGAUGCUGUUAGGAUUAAAAUUUCAUUAAAAUUGCAACAUAAAUUGUAAUUAAGCAAUCUGGAAUUCAUUGCAAUUGAUAAUUAUAAAAGCAACAUAUUUGUUGUCUAUGAAUACCAUCACAAAUAUAUCUGUGUAGAAUAUCUAUUUACAGAAAAGGAAUUAACUCAGCUUAAUUCAUUUGAAACAUUUAGUAAAAUCAAAGAUGUUGAUGUUUCAGAAUAGUUUGCUAUCUUGUAAGGAUAAAACAAACAUCACAUAAUGUUUGUGACUAAAUUUGACGGUCUCUAAAUAAGCCAUGUUCCAUAAUAUACGCUAUUAGGAGCAAUUGACAUAGAUUUCUUUUAUUUGACAAAUAUAGAUCUUUCUAUGAGUCAUUUAAUGGAUUAAAAUGAUUUCUCUAUUGAGAAUUUCUUUUUUGGAACUUCAAAAUCUGGAUUGUUUUACACCAAAUUUAAGAUCCAAGAUCCCUAUAUUAUUUGCAAUCCUCUAUCAAAUCAAUCAAGUUCUGAAUAACAUUAUCAAAUAAUCUAAAAUGAAUCUGUUAUUAUUUAAACUAACUUUCAAAACAAUUUAAUAGUAUAAAGAUAAACAAAUAUCACUAUUUUAGCUUUUGAUGACGAUGAGAAUUCCUAUUCAAACAUAAUUAUCUAUUUGGGUAUCCCAAUAGGACUAGCAAUUUUAUUAUUGGGAAUAUGUUUUUGGUUUAUAUCUAAGAACUAAGAAAUUGAAAAAUUAGAAACAGAAAUUACUGCGAUUAAAACUAAGAAAAAUUCUGGAUUAGCUGUUGCAGUAGAGUUUACUACACCUUAAAUCAUUUAGAUCAUAAAUUCUCCUAAUAUACCAAGUCCUUUCUCAAACACUGAAAGAACAAAUGUAAACUCAAACUUAGCCAAUGCCGAUGGUUGA
Molecule: messenger RNA, 1644 nt
Organism: Paramecium octaurelia
Lineage: Eukaryota; Ciliophora; Oligohymenophorea; Peniculida; Parameciidae
Source: the annotation of a GenBank genome assembly